This is a messenger RNA of Glycine soja, 1577 nucleotides long. RefSeq names its product protein ENHANCED PSEUDOMONAS SUSCEPTIBILTY 1-like. Lineage: Eukaryota; Viridiplantae; Streptophyta; Magnoliopsida; Fabales; Fabaceae. The transcript has a single exon. Bases 90 to 1421 code for a protein of 443 amino acids. The record is from RefSeq and is a predicted model, not a curated record.
GAUAUUUAUGUUACUUUCCCUUUCCUCAGCUGUGAGAGCAGCAACAAACAAACGCAGAACUGCCCAAUCUUCAAGCUAACAUAAACACCAUGGAAGCCGUCCAAGUCAUAUCCACCACUACAAUCAAGGCACCACCGAGUCACAAUAACCAUGACUCAGUUCAGAAAAUCGAUUUAACUCCCUGGGAUCUUCAGUUCCUCCCAAUUGAAACCAUUCAGGAAGGCCUUCUUUUUCGCAACAAACACACAAAAAACCAAAUCGAGCACCUCCAACACUCCCUUUCAUCCACUCUCGCCUUCUUUCCACCCCUCGCAGGUCGUCUUGUCAUUCUCCAACACCACGACAACACUGUCUCGUCCCACAUCGUAUGCAACAACGCAGGAGCACUCUUUGUCCACGCCGUUGCAGACAACACCACUGUCGUUGAUAUUCUUCAACCCAAAUACGUUCCUCCCAUUGUUUGCUCCUUCUUUCCGCUCAACGGAGUUAAAAACCACGAAGGCACGUCACAGCCAGUGUUGGCAGUGCAAGUGACGGAGCUACUUGACGGCGUCUUCAUCGCCUUCACAAUCAACCACGUGGUUGCAGACGGCAAGUCAUUUUGGCAUUUCGUGAAUUCCUGGGCUGAAAUCUCACGCGGUAUCCCUAAAAUAUCAAAAAUCCCUUUUUUCGAACGUUUCUUUCCCGUUGGCAUUGACCGCGCCAUACGGUUUCCGUUCACAAAGGUGGAAGAAAAAGAAGAAGGAGAACACUCACAAAACCUUGAACCAAAAACUCUCUCUGAGAGGGUCUUCCAUUUCACCAAGCGAAAAAUCUCGGAACUGAAAUCAAAAGCCAACGCAGAGGCCAACACGGACAAAAUAUCUUCUCUGCAGGCGGUUUUAACUCUCCUUUGGCGCGCUGUGAGUCGUUGCAAACAUAUGGGGCCACAAGAAGAGGUUCAUUUUGUUCUUCUGAUUGGAGCUAGACCAAGGCUUAUUCCACCACUCGCAAAUGAUUAUUUCGGAAACGCAGCACUGGUUGGUCGUGCUACCAUGAAAGCAGAAGAACUAUUACAGGAGGGUGGAUUCGGAAUGGGUGCUUCGGAGAUAAACAAGGUGAUUUCUUCGCACUCUCAUGAGAAGGUGAGGAGCUACUACGAGUCUUGGGUGAGAACCCCAAGGCUUUUUGCGAUAGGUCGCCUCGCUAAUAGUAACUCAUUGGCCACUAGCGGUUCUCCAAGGUUCAACGUUUACGGCAAUGAUUUUGGGUGGGGAAAGCCCCUGACCGUAAGAAGUGGCGGCGCAAAUAAAAGUAGCGGAAAAAUUACUCUGUUUGGUGGCGCUGAAGAAGGUUCUAUGGACAUUGAAGUGUGCCUUCCUUAUGUGAUUCUCGAGGCAAUUGGAAAUGACUCUGAGCUCAUGGAUGCCAUUUCCAACUAGCAUGGUUUGGUUUAUCUAUAGUUGAUUUCAGAUUCAUGAUAUUAUAGUAUUGAGUAACGAAUAAUUAUGUAUGUCUUAGGCAAAGAUCAUGUGAUGUUGACUAGUAUUUUAAUGAAUGUUUAUUUUAUAUAACUAAAAUUUAUAAUUUAUAAUAAA